AAUUUGAAGAUGGAGAGGAUUGAACAUUUCAGCCACCCACACUGGUUGACAAAAUGCACGAUCAGGGCUUAUGAUGAAGAAGUUAAAUGCUUUGCGUGCAUGAAGUGCUGCUUGAAUCAAUACUACAGCUGCAACCUGUGCCGAUUUUUUCUCCAUGAGGAAUGCGCUAAGUUGCAGACAGAGUUCCCUGCACAUCCCUUGCAUCCUGUCCACCCUUUGACCCUCGGGCCAACAGCAUAUUACAUCGGAAGCGUCUACUGUCAUGCCUGUGACAAAAGAUGCCAUGGUUUCACAUUUCGGUGUGAGCAGUGUGACUUUGAUCUCGACAUUGACUGCGCUCUAAAAUCCAGCAAUUCUAGAGUCAAGGACCAAUUUCAGCACUUCAGCCAUGACCAUCCCUUGGUAUUGGAGGAGGUGAUCGCUCAUGACGAGGAAGCUUGGUGCCAAGCUUGCGAUAAGCGCUGCUCGAGCAACACGUACACUUGCAGCUUGUGCGAAUUCUUCCUCCAUAAGUCAUGUGCAGAGUUGAAGAGGGAGCUCCGACACUGGCGGCACAAGGAGCAUGAUCUGAAGCUGCGCACUAGUAGUAGUGUGUACGACGGAACAGCGUGGUGUAAUCUCUGCUGGAAAAGGGUUCGUGGCUUUGUGUACCACUGUGAGAUUUGUGGAUUUGACCUGGAUUUAGAAUGUUCGCUCCAAUUGCCUCCCACCUUGGAAACCGGAGUUCAGAGACAGGAGAUAGAUCAUUUUAGCCACAAGCACCCGCUGACCCUCGGAGAGGAGAGGCAAGAUGAUGUAGUCACGUGUGCAGCUUGUGGUGACGAUUGUAGCUCAUGUCAGAUCUAUAGCUGUGAGGAAUGUGGGUAUUUUCUCCAUGAAUCAUGUACAAAGUUACCACAAGAGAUGAAACACCUCGAUCACAAAGAACAUCCAUUGAAUCUCCAGGUUGCCUUAUACAGCAACUGUGAUAUUUGCAAAGAAGGAAUUAAGGGCUUCACGUACCGCUGUGAACAAUGUGAUUUUAAUCUGGACAUUGGAUGUGCUCAGAUGCUUUCCAUCGGACCUGGAAUGGCAAAGCAAGUCGAAGACAUGAAAAUGAAAAUUUCUGGUCAUGACCACGUGUUGACAAGGUGCGCAAAGAGGGAAGAGGAAGGAGUUGUUUGCAGUGCAUGCGAGAAACCAUGCUGUGGUCUCGUAUACGCCUGUGAGGGUUGUGGAUUUAUUCUAGAUGAAGGUUGCGCAAAGUGUCGACAUUUCUUUCAUCCGCUCCAUGAGCUCACCCUCCAGCACAUUGAUUCAGUGGUUUGCUGUAGUGCCUGUGAAAAGAAGUGCCGUGGCUUCACCUUCUCGUGCAGGGAAUGCACGUUCCAUUUGGAUGUUGCCUGUGCUUUGAUUACUGAAAAAAUACAUAAUUUCAGUCAUGGACAUUCUUUGAAGCUAACUAAAAUGGAAUUGAACUGUAAGUGUUUAGCUUGCAACCGAUCAUUCUCAAACUCAAGCCAGAUAUAUGGCUGUGAGGAUUGCAACUAUUUUCUCCAUGAAUCAUGUGCCAAGUUACCAUUAGAGAGGAGACACCCCUAUCACGGAAGUCAUCCCUUGAAACUCCAAGUUGCAUCAUAUAAUUACUGUGAUUUUUGUGGAGAAAGAAUUCAGGGAUUCACAUACUGCUGUUAUCAAUGUGAUUUCAACCUGGAUAUGAAAUGUGUGGGAAUUCCUUCGAUCAGCGCCGACAUGAUGAAGAAAGUCGAAGGAUUGAAAAUCAGAAAUUUUGCACAUCACCAUGAGUUGACAGGAAGCAUGAAGAGGAAAGGGUAUAAAGUUGUUUGCAGUGCAUGCAAGAAAAAAUGUACCGGUCUGACAUAUGCCUGCGACUGCAAGGAUUGCGGCUUUUUUCUCCACAAGGGUUGCGCUGAAUUGCCUCAAGAGUAUGCACACUUCUUUCAUCCAGGCCACAAACUCAACCUCCAGAGCAGUCAUUCAAAGGUUUUCUGCAGCGCAUGUAAAGAGAACUUUCAUGGCUUCACCUUCUCUUGCAAGGAAUGCAAGUUCCAUUUGGAUGUGGCAUGUGCUAUGAUGGCUGAAAAAUUAAAUCAUGGUGAAUAUAUUCACCAUCUUUGUCACGGACAUCCCUUGAGACGCACUAAAAAGGAGUUCGAAGGUCAGUGUUUAGCUUGCUAUCGAUCACGCUCGGACUUUGGGGAGGUAUAUAGUUGUGACCGCUGCAAUCGGUGGGUCCAUAUUUCAUGCACUGAACUACCGCAGAAUGUCAGACAUUUUCGUCAUGAUUUUCGUAAGUGUGACGGUAAACUCACCUUGGAAGCUAAACGUGCCUUAAAGGAUGGGCAAGGGAAAAAGUGCGAUGCCUGUCACUGGGUAUGCCGGGGGUCUGUAUUAUACCAUUGUAAACUCUGUAAUUGCGCCUUUGAUGUUGAAUGCGCUUUAAUGCCCUCUGAGACCCCCAAAGGUGCACAGACCAAUUUUUUUCCUGCUGGCCAUGGGCACCCGCUGCAGCUGUGUAGUAUUAAAGAAGAAACUAAAUUUCACUCAUGCUCCGUGUGCGACAAUCCUUGCAACAAUCCUCACAAUGAUCCUGCCUAUAAAUGCACCAAGUGUGAGGUGUUCAUUGUCCACAAAUCAUGUAUUGAAUUGCGGCAGAGUAUCCUGAGACCUUCCCAUCAUGAACACUCUAUGAAGCUGAUCAAGAAAAGCAGAUUUACGUGUGCAGCCUGUCGCAAAUCAAGUUCAGGCUUCAGUUAUGACUGCAACACAUGCCCUCCAUUUUCCCUCCACAUUGGCUGCAUGAAUCUCAAGCCCAUCAUAAAAUAUGGUGACCACCGUCAUUAUCUUGGCUUCUUCGAGAAUAUACACGAGAAAGUUACGUGCAGGUCCUGUCAUAGAGGAAUAUUGCCUUGUUCCAGCAAGGAAAUGGAAAUGGAAACUGAAAACGAGCAGGGACUUUUUCGUUGUGUGAGGUGUGAUUACAAUCUACAUUUAUUAUGUGGUCCAUUACCUUGUUUAAUCGAAUCUGACAACCACAAGCACGUUCUACAACUUGAGGACAAGUUUGUUGAGGAUGAUUCAGGCGAGUAUUAUUGCGACGCUUGUGAGAAGAAAAGGGACCCAGAGAAGUGCGUCUAUAAAUGUUCUCAAAAGAAUUGCCCAUAUGUUGCUCACUUUGAAUGUAUGAAACCUGAGGUGCUACGUUUACUAAAGGGUGAGCAAAAAGAAGUGGAAUUAAGAACCCUUGGUAAUAAACGCAUUUACUGUAAAGUAAUGAUUGAAGUCCAGGACCCAACCGAGAUGGCUCUGAAGAACGAGGAACAGGCAUCCGAUGAAUCAAGAGAACAAGACAUAUGGACCUUAGAGAAUUUACUGGAUGCUUUCAUUCAAGACGAGCAAGCCAAACUUCCGGGCACUUUUCAGAUUUUAAAGAAGGAAAUGAUAAUGACAGGGCAUGCAUCUUUUUGGGGGCGGCUGGAAUGUACUGGUAGCAUUGCAUCAGUUUCCCCAUACUCACAGCAAACUUUCACUCAGUUCAUGGACUGGAGAGAACCUGGCAAAGAGAACUUAGACUUCUCUACGAUAUUCUUUGAAAAGGAAGAACUUGUCAAAGUUGACAGAUACACAGUCAUCCGGAGCCUAGCCCCUAUCCUGAAGCAGCUGCUCGAGAAGCGCAGAGACAUAAGCACUGAGUCUGAGUUGAACUUGGAGUCGAAGAGCCUGAUCUUUAACUUGCUAUGCGGGGCAAUAAGGAGCAUGUCCACCACACAGGUCAACGAGCUCUCGGAGACCUUGCUCCAUGAUUGGUGGAACCAGGUUAUGAUGGCCAAGCAUGCAGGAUUCGAGAUCCAAUUUGCUUUGGAUCAUUUGCACGAAAUUGUUCAAGCUUACUUUGCUCUCCGAGCAGAAGAAAUUCAGAACCACAGGCUGAAAGAGUUGGAAGAUCAAAUCGGAGGUUGCCAGAUUUCCUUGAAGGAAGUGACCCGUAUAAGCAGGCAGUAUAAGGAAUCUGCAGAAGCAAGUUUGAGGCAGGAGCUGUUGGGCAAGGUGAAGGCGUUAGAGGGUAAAACAGUCGGCAGUGGGUUGCUGUGAUGCUCAUGCUCGCACGGGCAUGCAACAGCUCUUGUUUGAUGUGUUGUAAGAGAAUAUAAGAUAGGAGAUUGUACAAUUGGUUUUUGAUGCGGUAUUGUGGAUCUGCAACAUUUUAAU
This is a messenger RNA of Eucalyptus grandis, 4209 nucleotides long. RefSeq lists its product as uncharacterized. The record is from RefSeq and is a predicted model, not a curated record. The transcript is spliced from 2 exons. NCBI's taxonomy places the organism in Eukaryota, Viridiplantae, Streptophyta, Magnoliopsida, Myrtales, Myrtaceae. The coding region runs from base 10 to 4092 and encodes 1360 amino acids.